Molecule: messenger RNA, 17940 nt
Organism: Podarcis lilfordi (Lilford's wall lizard)
Lineage: Eukaryota; Metazoa; Chordata; Lepidosauria; Squamata; Lacertidae
Source: the annotation of a GenBank genome assembly
CAUCAAAGGGCUAGGUGGUUGAGCCGCUGAAGGAACGAACAGCUGCGGGAACAAACAGAGAGGCAAAGAGAAGAAGAACUGACUGAGGCACGACAAUAUCCCAGCGGUAUCCCACGGUAUCACAGUGAAUGUUAUAAAUGUUAUUCAUAUGAAACUACUUUAUGCCCACUGCAUCAGUUCGUUGGGUAUCUUGGCCAGCUAGUACGAUUUCAGCAUCUUCCUUAGAUCUCAAGCAAGAAGAAGUCCUUUACCAGCUCUAUUGGGUCUUAUCCUGCAGAGCAUCUGGUCUGUCAUUUAGGUGUCACUCACAAAGUUCCAGAUCUCCUGUUCUGCUGGGAGAGAUGUAAUCUCAUAGAGGUACCCUGGUGGCAGUAAAAAUUUUGCUUGAAUACUGAGGGUGGGGGGCAGGAUGUUGUUGUUGUUUAGCCGUUUAGUCGUGUCCGACUCUUUGUGACCCCAUGGACCAGAGCACGCCAGGCACUCCUGUCUUCCACUUCCUCCUGCAGUUUGGUCAAACUCAUGCUGGUAGCUUCGAGAACAUUGUCCAACCAUCUCGUCCUCUGUCGUCCCCUUCUCCUUGUGCCCUCCAUCUUUCCCAACACCAGGGUCUUUUCCAGGGAGUCUUCUCUUCUCACGAGGUGGCCAAAGUCUUGGAGUCUCAGCUUUAGGAUCUGUCCUUCCAGUGAGCACUCAGGGCUGAUUUCCUUCAGAAUGGAGAGGUUUGAUCUUCUUGCAGUCCACGGGACUCUCAAGAGUCUCCUCCAGCACCAUAAUUCAAAAGAAUCAGUUCUUCAGCAAUCAGCCUUCUUUAUGGUCCAGCUCUCACUUCCAUACAUCACUACUGGGAAAACCAUAGCUUUAACUAUACGGACCUUUGUUGGCAAGGUGAUAUUAUCUUUAAAUUCUAUUUUUUCCUUACUAUUUUAAGAGUUCGCUCCACUACAUUGUCACGUGAAGGAACCCAAGAUGAAAUACCACUUAAAAUGAGGAGGUAAAAUGGCAGCCAAGGAAAAGUCCCCAUCAAUGAAGCAAUGUAAGCACUUUCCACUUUUAUUUAUGCUCACUCCUUUUCCAACUGCUCAUUAACUACUACAUUCUUAAUUAAAAGCUGUGUUAACGGUCUACUCCAUUAUAUGGUUCUGAACAUAGGAUGACGUGAGGAGCCAAUCCGAAUGAGCAGUUAAAAUGGCAGGAGGUCUGACAUUCGCAGAAGGCAAGCUGUUUCUGUUUGUAUUUUCUCUUCAGAGGAACCCAGGACAACAGGACCCACACUCUCCUCUUAGGAGUGAGGCCCAAAUAUGUCCCUUCUGCCCCUCUGACUCCUCCUUCCUUCUAUCCUCCUUCCUUCCUUUUGUCUUGGGAGUGUGAUAUCAAGGGGGGGGGGCAGAAGGUUAUGUCUUGGUUACUGUACGUUUCCGAGCACAAUUCAAAGUCUUGGUGCUGAUCUUUAAAGCCCUAAAUGGCCUCGGUCCAGUAUACCUGAAGGAGCAUCUCCACCCCCAUCAUUCUGCCCAGACACGAGGUGCAGUGCCGAGGGCCUUCUGGCGGUUCCCUCACUGCGAGAAGUUACUGCCAAGUUACAGGGAUCCAGGCAAAGGGCCUUCUCAAUAGUGGCACCCAUCCUGUGGAAUGCCCUCCCACCAGAUGUCAAAGAGAAAAACAACUACCAGACUUUUAGAAGACAUCUGAAGGCAGCCCUGUUUAGGGAAGCUUUUAAUGUUUAAUAGACUAUUGUAUUUUAGUGUUCUGUUGGAAACUGCCCAGAGUGGCUGGGGAAACCACUCCUGCCCCACCUUUCUGCUUUCAGGAUGCAAACCACCUGGCAGAGUAUUUUGAAGGUCAUUAGAACCCUGCUGGAUCAAACCAAAGGCCUAUCUAGUUCAGCAUUCUGUUCUCACAGUGACCAGCCAAGUGUCUAAUUUUAUGGUCCUUGUGAGGUUAUCCCACAGCCAUAGGAUUUUGUGGACAUUCCUUUCCAUGAACUCCUUGUUGCAUCUGCAGGAACUUUAGCCGCUGUCCUUCUUUUGCAGUAAAAGGGAUAAAAAGGGUUAGCUCAGGGGAUGGUGGAAUAGAACAAGUUUAUAUAUAUAUAUAUAUAUAUAUAUAUAUAUAUAUAUAUAUAUAUCACUGAGACUUUGGAUCUUCUUGAUCCAAAAAAAUUCCCCUUCUUCCAAUGCCUCCUCUUUCCAACCAUAUCAAUGGGAGGUUUGUUGUUGUUGUUUUAAAAAAAUGCCUAUGGGAGGAGAGGAGGAGGAGAGCAGCCAGGUCCCAUUUUCUGCCCUGCCAUCAUGACCCCAGCAGAAAUUUGGAUUUGGUUGCUCUUCCACCAAACCAGUAGGAUUUCCAGUAGGGAAAAUGCAUAAGACUAUUAUACAUCUCUAGAUCAGAAGCAUUGUGAGUUCAGCGGUAAGAACCCUCAAGAUCUGAACCAAGAAAAGGCUAAGGAACUAGGACCUGGGAGAUCAGGGUUCAGAUACUCACUUGACCAUUAAACUCAUUGGGUGACAUGGGGCUAGUCACUGCUUCUCAGCCUAACCUACCUCACAGGGUUGUUUUGGGGAUCAAAUAAGGAGGGGGGAGAACCAUGUAUGCCACCUUGAGCUCAUUGGAGGAAAAAGUGGGGUUAAAAUAAAAUAAAAUAAAAUAAACCACUUUAGGAAACAGGAAAUCCAUGCAACAAAAAGAGGUCACCAUGCAGUCUAUACACUUGUAUCCAACCCAUUGUAUUUCUGGUCAUAUUGAUCAGAUCACUCACUAUCAGAAGUCUCUCCCCGACCCCUUGCAAUAUUUAGGAAGUAGUCUGUUGUGUAUGUACAUUACUUAGUGUUGUGUAAUUGCUUUAUAUUUAUUUUAAUGCAGAUUUUAAAGAGAAGUUGUUGUUUUACAGUGCCACAGGAUGCAGCUAAAGAAAGAGCUUCCAAGUCCCAGUUUAGUUCCAGAACUAAUAUGGAAUCAAAAAGUAACAUAGGGUCCCGAUCCAACGUGGGGUCUAGAUCCAAUGUGAGUUCCAGAUCAAAAAUAGGAAUGAGAAAGCGACAGCAAUAUAUGGCAGGUAUGUACAUUGCACACCUAGCAGUGGUUCAUCUCCACCCCCAUCGUUCAGCCCGGACACUGAGGUCCAGCGCUGAGGGCCUUCUGGCGGUUCCCUCAUUGUGAGAAGUGACGUUACAGGGAACCAGACAGAGGGCCUUCUCGGUGGUGGCACCUGCCCUGUGGAAAGCCCACCCACCAGAUGUCAAAGAGAUAAACAAGUACCUGACAUUCAGAAGACAUCUGAAGGCAGCCCUGUUUAGGGAAGUUUUUAAUAUUUAAUGCUGUAUUGUUUUUAACACUCAAUUGGGAGCCACCCAGAGUGGCUGGGGAGACUCACUCAGAUUGGGAGGGGGGGGUAUAAAUAAAAAAAUAUUAUUAUUAUUCAUCCUGUAAUGAGAAGCACAGAAAGGGGAGGUUUUCUGUUCCUGUCUGGGGCCAUGAUGGCAGCUCUCCCAUUCUUGGGAGAGACUCAGACAGAGGGAAGAUGGGUUAUGUGAGGCUGUAAAACCUCCUGAAAAUCCCUGAGGUGAUUCCAGGAAACAGGGUACCCGUGGCCAUCUGCGUACCCUCUCCUGCCACCAAAGAAGCUGGGUCUUCAACUCCCCGUCACAGAGGCUGCCUCCAUAGAACACAAUGGCAAGCGGCAGAGCUCCUUCGAAAUUUGGAACAUUGGACUAAAAUUAAAGGCACCUCUAGGCCCUGACAGUGUGUGUCAUGACAUCACAAUGUGGGCGGGCCCAGGUCAGCGCCGCUGAAAUGUGUUGUGGGAGCUGUGGUUAUUGGUUAGGUUCUUGUUUUGAUGAUGUAUUUUGUCUUUUUUAUAUUACAUUUUCUAUGUUGUGAACUAUCCGGAGAUAAAGGACAGUAUACAAAAAAAAAUUUUUUUUAAGCGUUAGUCCGAAACAUAUAGAGAACAUCAGGUUGGCAAAGGUCGCUGUAGUAGAACGCUUUCCCCAGGGAGUCUCGUCUGGCACCUUCAUUAUAUAUAUUUAGGAGCCAGGUGAAAAUGUUCCUCUUCAACCAGACCUUUGUCUGAUUAAUUUUCUUUGUACUUUUAAAUGUGCUUGGGGGAGGGGGGAGGCUACGGCUUUGAUUUGCUCUUGUUCUUGUUUUAAUUAUGUAUUUUGGACUUUUAUUUUUAUUUUUAUGUUAUGAACCAUCCUGAGAUCUACAGAUAAAAUUAAAUAAAUAAAUAGUAGGGGUGAUAAAUUCUUUUAUAGAAAUAUACUCUUCUACUUAGGAACUACUGUCGACCCAAAUGUUUCUCAUUUUAAAUUAGUUUUGUUACCUGGCUUCAAGAACUUUAAUUAACUUCAUCUGUUUAUUUGCAUUUUCUUGACUCAGUUGAUACUACUGCUAAUACAAAUUAACUGGUUGUUCCCAGACUUCUGCUGCAGGGAAGCAACCACAUAUGAUGUCAGGUGUGGAGAAUUCAGGCAUGCUUUGGGGAAAAUAUAGAUUAUUUAAGACAGAUACAUUUUGAAAACGCCCCUGAUGAUGUAUGGAUUCAUUCAAAUGUUUUGUUUCUUAAAGCAUUUGUUUUUGUUGUUGUUUAGUCGUUUAGUCGUGUCUGACACUUCGUGACCCCCUGGACCAGAGCACGCCAGGCCCUCCUGUCUUCCACUGCCUCCCACAGUUUGGUCAAACUCAUGCUGGUAGCUUCAAGAACACUGUCCAACCAUUAUAUAGUUAUAAGCAUUAUAUAGUUGUAUAUAUGCAAGUGAUAGUAUAUAUAAGCAAGUACUACAACACACACACACACACACACACACACACACACACAAAGGACCAAGCUAUAUUACUAACUGAAGCACAAGUCUUACGUUGGCUCACUGUAGUUAAAGCCAAAUUUUCUUUCUUUUUUUUGUCUUUCAAGGGAAGCUAGCUGCUUUUCAAUCUCCUGUUGGUACAUUUAUUACAAUAAUGAUGUGCCUGAUCCUUUUUUUCGCCACCAUUGGAGCUGUUGCUUUUUGUAAGUUCAAUUCCUUUUGCAGAGAAAAGCCUUUAGUAUUAUCCUGACUUGGUUUAUUUCGUUGUGAAUAUUGAUUGAUAAGACUAUCAAUCUAGCCUCUUCUAAGACCUUUUACAUCCUCUUAAUUUCAAAGAGUGAGCUAAGGGUGUGGUUAAAUCUUGCCUGUUGAAAUAAACACCGCUGAAAUCUUGUCCCUAGACACUUUAGAGCAGAGGUUUUCAACCACAGCUCCCUUGACCAACUACACUCUUUCUGCAGCUCCUCUGUAGGGCUCAGGAGCCCAGUUAGGUCACCCCUUGCCUGGACAGCUGGCAGCCCCUCACCCCUUUUCAAACACCCUCCCUUAAGGAGUAUUCCCUCCUCCCCUUCGCCCCAGCCAGCAUGGUGUAGUGGUUAAGAGCAGUGGACUCAUAAUCUGGUGAACCAGGUUCGCUUCCCCGCUCCUCCACCUGCAGCUACUGGGCGACCUUGGGCUAGUCACACUUCUCUGAAGUCUCUCAGCCCCACUCAGCUCACAGCAUGUUUGUUGUGGGGGUGGAAGGGAAAGGAGAUUGUGAGCCGCUUUGAGACUCCUUAAGGGGAGUGAAAGGCAAGAUAUCAAGUGCAAACUCUUCUUCUUCUAUAUCAAGUGCAAACUCUUCGUCUUCUUUUCUCCUUGGGAGUCCUCUGGGCAGCCGCUGCUGCUGCCCUUGGUCUCUGAGCUGCCCCCCCCUUGCCCCAAAGAGAGGUGCCUCCUCUAAAUGCCCCACAGGGGCCUGGGAAGCUGCUUCUUCUUCUUCUUUGGCGCUCACUCAUAGUCGAGUAAGAUUGUCUUCCAUGAACACAGUCUUAACAGUGAGUCCAUAAGUGACUGUGGAGGCUAAUUCUGGAUCCACACAUCCUUCCACAGUGGGGACAUAGGUUUCCGGGCAGGAGUUGAUCGUGGUGAGGGUUUGGCAAAUGUGCCUUCCUCUUAGCCCGUUUCUCCCUUUCUUCCUGAGUUCAAGCAUCUACCAAGUCCAUGACACCUUUGGUAAAGACUGUUCUCCAAUUGAAGCUCUCACAGGCCAGUAUUGCCCAAUUGUCAGUGUUUAUAUAAUCUUUUUUUAGAUUUGUCUUUGAGAAAGUCUUUAAACCUCUUUCACUGUCCACCAGCAUUAUGCUUUCCAUUUUUAAGUUUGGAAUAGAGUAGUUACUUUGGAAGACAAAAGAUGGCAUCAGAGCAGAGAGGGGAGGGAAGGAAAGAGGGACAGAGGCCAGUGCUGCCCAUGGCAGCCCUGACCAUCAUUCAAGGCACUCCAGAGUGCCACGGCACACUGGUUGAAAACCACUGCUUUAGAUACUUCAUAAGCCAACCUAGCUUUUGGGCUUCGGAAACUCACCUGUACAGAGUGAAAAUGUGGGUCCAUUGAGCUCAGCAUUGUUGGAACCAGAGAGAGCUCGCCUUGUUUUUUAGGCUCCAAGCAAAAGAGAGGCAGUUUUGAUUAAUACAAAUUGUGUAGUGAAGACCUUUUUACUUGUCCAGACCGUGUAAAUUUAAUGCAAUUUUUGCUGCAAUGCUGCCCGGUCUUCUAGUCUGAAGAUCUGGUUGUGAAGUGACUGCUUUCUCUGGUGUUGAAAAGAGGCUCAGGGAUAAGGCACAGGGAAUGUUGAUUCAGUAUCAGCCCUGAUAAUCCCAAGGUAGGAGUGCAGCCAUACACGUACUAGUGUGCUGGAACACCAUUUCUUUUCCUCUUUUCUAGAUCAUGAGCGAUCGAAAAAAAUAGUCUCCCUACGAACAGCAGUUGCGAAGAUUAGGGAGUUUAUGAUCAAAAAGCAACCAUCCCUCAAACGCAAGAAUGGUAAGCAAUGAGUUGUUUGGUGUCCGUCUGUCUUGGGACACAAUGGAAGAGUGAAGUCAAAUUGUUUGAAGGUUACAGCACGUGCUGUGGCUGUAGAGACCGAUACAGGAGAGACGUGUUUUGCUGUAGCUGGGGCAGAUGAAGGUGUCCGGUUGUACUAUUGUAGAGGCACCAUGGCGCUUGUUCUCUCUGCACUCCUCCCAGCACUCAUUCCUCCUCUGGCCAUUGCUAUGGAUGCACAACCCAUCCCCAGCCACUGCAGUCGUCUGCAAGGGAUUCCCACAUGGUGGGGCUUCAUGUCACAUCUUUGUAGCGCAGAUUUGGUAUGCCAAUAGGCCUGGUGCCUGAAGCCAGCUCCAUGUAGAGUACACCUUUGGGUAUCCAAGAAGGCAAUGGAUUAGAGUUAGUAAAUUCAGAACCCACCACACCCAGGGUUAUUCUUCUGCAACAGAACUUAUUUCCAGUCUUGUCUCAGCAAGGAGCAUAGUGGAUGGGUUGUGGUGGGACUGGGUUAGGCACAGUAUCCAUGUGCAACAUGAUGCCCACAAUGGCACCCAUAACCCCCUUCCCAAGAAAGAGGGGCAGCUGUUCCCCCAGCAGUUGCUCAUAGGACUAGAACUUUUGCAGAUACCACAACUUUGGUCAGUAGUUUAGAUAGCCAAAUCUUUCCCACCUUAUGACAUAAGUAUUUUGGCAUGGGCUCAGUAAAAAGCAAAAGUAUACACUCGGGGAUUCCAUUUGGGUGGAAGUUUGAGCUGCUUUCUGUCCUUGGUGAUGUGAGACAGGAUUGCUCCUAUAUGGGUACUGUAUUAGAAUUCUGCUCUUCUUACAUCAGGUAGAAUAUGACAAGCCACCAGAAUCUGGGAAAUGGCUUUCUAAUAUAUCUGUAUAGCUGUUGAGAUACAACUGCCUUGAAUUGUUUGCAUCCUUUAGAUUCUGUAAUACUUAAAGCAGCUCAGAAGUUGGCAGAAGAAUUGCUUGUAUGGGAUGCCAAAGCACGUGAAGUACAAGCUGGAAUUGGUAAGUUAUUCUGAAACAGCGAUGCUUAAAUUUCAUAGUAUGGAAAGAACCCACCUUGAGACUACACUUACUGAGAUUCCCUCAUCUGCAUAUUUCUUGAAGGUACAGUUUCAACUAAACUGUCAAUCAGUCUCAAAUACCCCCCUCCUAGAAAAGGUGUAUGGAGGGGGAGUCCGUUGUGUUGGUUUGCAAGCCCCCUCCACAGAGGCUGGCCCCUCUCACUGUCCUAGGAGCUUGCUUACCAGUAACCUCCUCUGGCUGAUAUCCAGACAGACCAGGGAGAUUUUGAUAGGCGACAUUUUCCCAAGCGUGGGUAAAAUGCACAACCCCUCCUCCUGCUUCCGCAGGGGAAGAAAAUAAGUCAGAAAUCUAUUUACAUGAUGUUUAUUUCUGACAUUCCAGCACUACAGAAAAACACGUCCUUUCAGUUCAGUUCUUCUAGCAAGUCUGACAAACUUCCUGAACAUGCGCACACAGAAGGUUUCAAGUUACACUCUUCACAAAGACUUAUCCAGCCUGUGAACGUCCUGGGAAACUCUUCUUUCCCACAGAUAGGCGCAUCAUGUGAUGUCAACAAUCUGGCUGUCUGCAGCGGUGAUGUUUCCAUAUACUGACAUCCUCCCCCAUAUGAAUCAUCGUUAGCUGCGGACAAAGCUUGAUCCAGAGAAGAAAACAAACAGUUGUUAUACAUAUAACAAUCCCCUGUUGUUUCAGUUCCACCCUUGGAACUACCCGCCACUGGUUUCACCAAUGUAACUCUCUGGUUGUCUGUUUUCCAGGAAUGAGUGCAUCUGCAUUACCUUGGUUAGGGAAUGUAGUGUUACGUUUAGCAACUCCCUGUUGUGUCUUUGUCUCUGACUUAGACAUACCCUUAACCUGGCUUGAGUUGUCAACAAUAGUAAUACAUGCAACAGCUGAACUAGCAAACUCUUGAGAAUACCUCUUUGGUGGUAUGCCCUUUGUGAUUCUCUCAGACCUGCGUAUGAGGUGCUGAUCCUCUUUGCUGACUGGUUCAGUCUCAGGACUUUUUGGAGAACCAGUUCCAAUAGUAAACAGUGGUUCAUCCUUAACCUGUGAAGAUCUAGCCAUUGUGUGUGAACCUUUCUCAAUAACUGUGUCAACAGAACUCUCUGAGCUUUCUGUGUCACUUUCAGUAUCACUAUAAUCAGAAUAAUCAAAUUCAUCAUCUGAAUCAUCAGCAGUGGGAAAUGUGUGAAAAAUUACUCUCUCCUGUCCAGGAGCACUUUCUAGAAAUUUUGUGAGAAUCACCUGACCAGAUUCAGACAAAAUUACUCUGUAGAGACCCUUUUCAUAACCCACAAAAGUGCCUCUGGCAUUCUUUACCCCAUCUGGAGUUUCUGUCCUGAUUUGAGAUCCAAAAACCUUAAAAUGUGAGACAGAAGGUUUCCUGUGGAACAGCUUCUCAAAAGGAGAACUUUCCAUACCUUUCGAAACCUUUCUCACCCAAGAGUAACAAAAACAUGAUAAAGAUUCAGCCCAAAACUCAUGUGGCAAGUGUGAACUCAGCAAUUGUGCCUUCAUGCCAUUUUGCAACUCCUUGUUCACUUUUACACAGACAGUUUUGUUCCAUGCAGCUUCAGAAACAGCAACCUUGUGCUCUAUCCCUUGCUUCUCCAGGAAAUCCUGAAAAUCAUGUGAAAGAAAAAUUGGCUUUUCAUCUGUGAAAAGAAAAUCAAUAUUAGCAUCAUGAAUACUCUUAACCUUAUCACAAAACUCCUUAAACCUUUCUAAGGUUUCUCUGGGACUCUGCAACAUGUAAAUUCAUACAUAUUGAGAAAAAUGAUCAACAAAUACAAGAUAGUAUUUUGCAUUGCCUCUAAAUGGUGCUAAAGGACCAAUUACAUCAGCAUACACUUGCUGAAAAACACUGUUUAUCUUUGUUGCCUUUCCACUCGAGUCUUCUUUCGAGAUACCUGCAAGAGAAAGCAUUUUAGAUUCACAUGCUGUGCACAUUUUAUAAUCAUUUUCAUCAAAUGUCAACAGAUACAGUCCGUCUUUCUCUCUGGCAGAAAGAUACAGCUCUCCAUCUUUGUAGAUUUUGCAGCUUUCCUCAUCAUAGGAUAACACCAGUUUCUUCUUAGUUAUUUGAGAAACACUCAGCAAAUUGUACUUUAAAUCUGGAACAAAAUAAACAUUGUUUAUAGUCAAGUUCAGGCUUUCUAGAUACACAGUUCCGAUCCUGGUUGCUUCCAUUUCCUGACCAUUGGCCAGUUUCACAGUGAAGCGUUGCUUCUUAAACGUAGAAAACAGUUCUCGGCGUGACGUCAUGUGUUGCGUCGCUCCUGUGUCUACAAUAAAUGAGUUCUCCAUGGAUGAUGUGGCUUUUAGGGACAUCAAAGCCAUAUCUGGUUUUGCCUGGGACUGGGUACGACCUUUGUUUGAGGCCUCAGGCUUUACAGAGAUCCCUCUAGCUCCUUUCUCCUGAUGUGGUGUCUCCUGACGAACAGCGUUCAGAGCUACAGCUUUCUCCUCUGUAGCAAUUGUAGUGGGGAUGCUUGAUUUCUGAGCUUCACUCCCCCCAUCAGCAACAGCCAUUGCAGCAAAAACAGGAUCAUCAUCAGCAACAGCAUCAUCAGCAACAGUCCCUUCACUUCCCUGUUGUGGCUCAAAGCUCCUCCCAGCUUUCGAUGAGCUCUCAAGAAUUUGGCUAGCUUCAUCUUGGCUCUCCCCCUUUGGCGCAACCAAUUCUCGGUCCUUGCUUCCCACCCCAGCUUCACAAGCUUUGCGGAGUGACUCCCAAGCGACCCUUGGUUCUUGUGCACCCUUUAGGACUGGCUCAAGAUAAGCGUCCACAUUUUCCGCCAAAAUUCUCAGGACACGCUGCUUCAAUUUACUUUGAAUUGCAGCCUUCUCCCCCUUUGCUUGUAUAGCAACAGGCUGUGGGGUCUGGACUAAGUCCCACAAUUGCUCUCCCACCAGCAAGAAUUCCAUUGCAAAAGACCAUUCUAGCCAGUUUUGGCUAUUCAGUUUCUGAGAGAACAGAGCCAUCUUUAAUCCCAAGCUGCAGCUUCAGCUACAAACUGGAAAAUCCAAAAGUCUAUUGGGCUGUUUACAAGCUGCUUGCACUUGGCAGUCAGCCCAGCUGCCUGGAAUUUUCCCUUUCCGAGAAUCUGUAAACAACAAGCCUUCGCUGCAAUCCAACAGCUAUCAGCAAGCUGCGCUCUGCUUGGAAAGUCCCCUUUCCAACAGUUUGUUUACAACAAGCGUCACUGAAAAAAAAAACUCAGCCUUGCUUUCGCUUUUGAAGCUUCUUUUCUCUCUAUGCUCUUUAAGCUAACCAGCCCAUAAAUUUAGCUCAAAAAGUACUCACGACCUGUCGCUUAGCAACGGAACUUCUUAUCAGCUCUGGAAUGCGAAGUAUUUGGCCUCUCUCCGCUCUGUUUUAUCCAAAACAGGAGCUUUUUUCUCAGUGAACCGAAGACUUUUCAAUUCGCGUUCACCAUCCAGCCAUAAAUCAGCAUCGCAGAGGUCCGUGGAUCGCUGCUUAUCAGCAAAAAAAGUCUCCCAUCUGGUGCUCAGCCGUCUUGUUGCAACCAUCGGGCUCUGCUACCACUUGUCGUUUUGCAAGCCCCCUCCACAGAGGCUGGCCCCUCUCACUGUCCUCAGAGCUUGCUUACCGGUAACCUCCUCUGGCUGAUAUCCAGACAGACCAGGGAGAUUUUGAUAGGCGACAUUUUCCCAAGCGUGGGUAAAAUGCACAACCCCUCCCUCCUGCUUCCGCAGGGGAAAGAAAAUAAGUCAGAAAUCUAUUUACAUGAUGUUUAUUUCUGACAUUCCAGCACUACAGAAAAACACGUCCUUUCAGUUCAGUUCUUCUAGCAAGUCUGACAAACUUCCUGAACAUGCGCACACAGAAGGUUUCAAGUUACACUCUUCACAAAGACUUAUCCAGCCUGUGAACGUCCUGGGAAACUCUUCUUUCCCACAGAUAGGCGCAUCAUGUGAUGUCAACAAUCUGGCUGUCUGCAGCGGUGAUGUUUCCAUAUACUGACAUGUUGUACCCCCACUCAGACAUCUGAAUAGGCCUGCUAUUUAUAAACUCUGUUUUAUGUGCUAUUUUAAUGAAUACCAGGUACUAUUUGUAUGUAAAACACUUAGAGACAUUUUUUGAUUGAGCAAUAUAUUAAUCUUGUUAAAUAAAUGAGAAAAUGGUUGCAAAUCUAUUGAUGAAGGCAAAGAUGGAAAUGGAAAUAAAUAAAUGACACUUCAUUUAAAUAACUGUAUUCGUUAUCAGAACGAACAUUUCAGAAAGUCAGAUAUCCUGUAAUUUCUAUAAAUUAUGCUGGAGUAUAAUGAAGUAUAACCUCCCCCAACCCUAUUUUCCUUCCCUAUUCCUGCCUUGAUUUAAAGAUGAGAUUCAUGCAAAAAUGCAGUUAAAGUGGAUCCACCAUAAAGGGGCCCUCUAUUUCCUUGAAAACAAUGAAAGGACGUGGGAAGGUGCAAGAGACUUUUGUGAAGAUGAAAAAGCCAUGUUGAUUUGUAUUGAAACUCAAGCUGAGGAGGUGAGUAGAACACUGAAAUGCAUUAAAACCAAGGGCACCAUCUUCUGAGAUGGUACAGUCUCAAGCCGGGAUAAAUGUAUGUCGAUUGGUUGAAGAGUGUGGGAGGAGAUUAUGAGCUGCUGUGUGAGGUGAGAGCUCACAACAGGGGACAUAAGGUCUCCUUGCAUAGGAGUCUACACUACCCCAGAUAAGAGAUGAGGUGAAGCCCAUGGGUGUCUGAAGACUGACUCUCUGAUCCAAACUACAUCAUCUGCAGCAAGGUGAUGGGCAAAGCCUUGAGGGUGAUGGCAUUUUCUAUUACAGUGGUACCUCGGGUUACAUACGCUUCAAGUUACAGACUCCGCUAACCCAGAAAUAGUACCUUGGGUUAAGAACUUUGCUUCAGGAUGAGAACAGAAAUCGUGCUCCGGUGGCACGGCGGCAGUGGGAGGCCCCAUUAGCUAAAGUGGUGCUUCAGGUUAAGAACAGUUUCAGGUUAAGAACGGACCUCCGGAACGAAUUAAGUACUUAACCCGAGGUACCACUGUAUGUUGCUAAUGCUAGUGGAUUUCAUAGUGGAUUGGAAAUGGUAUGAAGUACAGUGGUACAGUGCCAUCCGAAUCUGUAAUCGAAUCCUUUCAGAUCUAAGAGAUCUGUAUUUUCUAAUAACAUCCAAUCCCUCAACCAACAAAGGCACGAAGCCUCGUAAUACAAUUUCAAAUCUGACCUUGAAUUCAUAACACCACCACCAGGCCAUUGGGUUGGUUGACUCGCAUCUCCAAAUUCUGAAAUACAGGCAAAGCAGAGGGGUCAAGAACUUAGCAUGUAUACCUGAGACCUGGCUGGAUGAGCUCGGUGGCCCUAUGCUGCCCCAGCUGUGUCCAUCUGGGUACUUGGUGCAGCGCCAUUCUGAGUCAGAGGGUUGUGUUGGCCAAACAGGUUAUUGGAGGCAGAAAGAAAUGAAUGGCAGUGAUUGCAGAGAUACCUAUUCUGAAUAAAUUUGUUUCUGAUGGUUCUGUUAACUAAUAAAUGAAACAAAUUGGCCUUGCGUAUUUUUAUUUUUUUAGAUCGUUGCACAAGCUGUAUGCAUAGCCUGUUCAGACAUUUACAUGAAUAUACGAAGGGAGAGCCUAUCUCUGAUGCAACUUUCUCCCUUUCCAUGCAAUUUUCACUCCUGCAGAAUGUCUGGAAGGUGCUAUUGUGUUCCUAGGUAAAAUAUGCAGUAUGAAAGGAUUUGCAAAAAGAUUCUGACCCCUCAUUCCUAGGAAAUACUUUCUGAUCUCUUUGUAGGAAUUCAUAGAGAAACAAGUCUUUCCUACAUACAAAGACCAUUGGGUUGGAGUCUAUAAUACUGGGGGAUGGAAAUGUAUUGAUGACCAGGCACCUAAAAGCACGUGAGUCUCUGAACAAAAUUAUAUUGUAGCACCCUUUCCUUCUCUGCACUCACAUUCUGCAGUCUUCCACAUGAGCCCAGUGUGGGUGGUGUCGCCUUGAUCCCCUUCAUCUCCUGACCUCUGCUUCGCAGGGUUUUUGGGGGGAUGCCAAGCAAUGUCUUUGGCUUCACUUUAUGAAAUACAUGUGGUUGGCUUUUUACUGUAGUAUUAUUCAGUGCUUGGACGCGGGUGGCGCUGUGGGUUAAACCACUGAGCCUAGGAAUUACUGAUCAGAAGGUCGGCGGUUCGAAUCCCCUCGAUGGGGUGAGCUCCCGUUGCUCGGUCCCUGCUCCUGCCCACCUAGUAGUUCCAAAGCACGUCAAAGUGCAAGUAGAUAAAUAGGUACCACUCUGGCAGGAAGGUAAAUGGCAUUUCCGUGCGCUGCUCUGGUUCGCCAGAAGCGGCUUAGUCAUGCUGGCCACAUGACCCAGAAGCUGUACGCUGGCUCCCUCGGCCAAUAAAGUGAGAUGAGCACCGCAACCCUAGAGUCGUCCACGACUGGACCUAAUUUUAUUGUAUUGCAUUCUAUUGUAUUGUCAAAAAAAAUGAUAUAUAUAAAGGUCCUUUUAACCUGUUUAGGUGUUUAGCAUAUAUGAGAUCCAGUACACUCUUGGAAGGCACAAGUAGACCUCAGACAACCAACGCUGGAUUUUCUCUAUAGCAUUGCUUUAUUGAUUAACAAACAUGACAAGACAGGGAACAUGCACUCAAUCACACACACAUCCAUACAUUUCCCAUACUCACCACUCUACACUGGAUUGAUCAGACCCAGUAAGAGUCGCGAGUGACUGGACGACAGCUGUCAAUGUCUGGCACACAACUGAGGCUGGAGGGCUUUGCAAUUUAUACACAAUGUUGUCUAUCUGAUGCUUGGCAACUGCUGAUGCUUACACAACUCCUUACUCCUUGUUGUUGGCAUGUUUUUGGCAUCUCACAUCCUUGUCCUUGGCAUCAUUUCACAAUUCUUAUCUGAUCUGAAUAUUGUGUAAAGUUGUAUAGCCCACCUCCAAGCCUCCUUGGGCGUACCGUUCCUGGCACAUGCUGUUUUUGCCAAAACAUUAUGAUGUUUUCCACAUUCCAUGAGCUCUUAUACAAAACAGUUCGUGAUCAGUUCACUGACAGUUCAAAGACAUUGCAUCCAUUUUGUGGUGUUCUUCAGCAAUCUUUUUGGCCCAUGCAAACCAUACCAUUUGCUAUAUAUUAAAAGAAGAAGAAGAAGAAGAAGAAGAAGAAGAAGAAGAAGAAAAAGAAAAAGAAGAAGAAGAGGAGGAGGCCCUAUUAGCUAAAGUGGUACCUCAGGUUAAGAACAGUUUCAGGUUAAGAACGGACCUCCAGAACAAAUUAAGUUCUUAACCCGAGGUACCACUGUAAAAGCAAUGAAUGUCACUCAAAACUCAUGUUACUCAUGAUUUCAUGGUCUUCUAGUGUCCAUUUAUGACUUUUUCAACUGAUAAGACAAUUAGGUCCCUACCACAUUCACACAAACAACUAUAGUGCAAUGCAUUUUGCUGAUGGGACUGUUUUCAUCUCACUUGAGGAGGAGGGAAUAGGGGGGAGAUUCUACUGAUCCUUUUUCCUCAGUUGUAACUGCAAUGUACAGUAUAGACAUGUUAAGAAGCCUUUAUCAUCUAUCUAUCUAUCUAUCUAUCUAUCUAUCUAUCUAUCUAUCAUCUAUCUAUCAUCUAUCUAUCUAUCUAUCUAUCAUUUAUCAUCUAUCUAUCUGUCUAUCUAUAUCUAUCCUGCUCCCCCCAUUUUCCUAGAAUAGGUGUUAAACUAACUCACCUGUAAUUUGUUUGAUAGGGAUGGAGAACAGUAGGAAUGAUUUCCCCCUGCUGGCCGUGACAGACUGUGUCUUGAACUCUUCAGCUGCUCUACUGGAGGAAGAGUCAUCAUUCUCCAGAACAACCCUGCCUGUGGUCUACAACAGUUAGGGCCUUUUUUGAAAAAUUCAUCUUCCUUGAAUUUGUGAAGUUUUUUCACCUUCCUUCUUCUGAAUUUUGCUUUGUUCACUGCCUAUUUCUGUUCUAUUGCUGUUAUCUUUCAUGGCGCAGGUUUUCUUCCCCUGCCUUAAUUUCAGCGCUGUCUCCCACUUUGAUUUCCCUUUACUGUUCUCUCUGCUCCCUGGGGUCUUCAUCUUCUCCCUCCUCCAUCCCAUCUCCACCACAGAGACAGGAAUGUUUUGGCUUUGCUUUCACCUGGCUGGGCAUGGGAGGUUUGUUAGUGGCUUUUUCUGAAAUUGGACUUUGGUAUACCUCAUGUCUCUUAGCAUGCAGCCGCUAGUUUGAGCGUUUUUAUGACUGGUCUCCCCUUUGACAUGUCUCCGCUUUGAGCCCCAGUUUACCUGCCCUUUGAACAUUUUGAUGUUUAGGGCUGUGUUGCUGGUGGCAAUCACUUUAGCACAAAGAGUUUCAGAGUAGGAGGCCUAGUCUUCAGACCUCCAAGUCUGCAUUUUUCAUCAAGGUAGCCACCUCAGCUACCUGUAAUGGUAAUUUUCCCAUUGUGGAUCUUUGUGGGGUGACAACAUGGGCUUCCCUGUGAAGCUUUGUAAAGCACUUUAAAUUGGCUCAGGGACGCAGGUGGCGCUGUGGUCUAAACUGCUGAGCCUCUUAGGCUUGCUGAUCAGAAGGUCAGUUGUUCGAAUCCCCGCGACAGGUUGAGCUCCCGUUGCUCGGUCCCAGCUCCUGCCAACCUAGUAGUUCGAAAGACACCAGUGCAAGUAGAUAAAUAGGUACCACUCCGGCGGGAAGGUAAAUGGCAUUUCUGUGCACUGCUCUGGUUUCGCCAGAAGUGGCUUAGUCAUGCUGGCCACAUGACCCAGAAAAACUGUCUGCGGACAAGCACCGGCUCCCUCAGUCUGUAAAGCGAGAUGAGCGCCACAAUGCCAGAGUCGUCUGCGACUGGACUUAACUGUCAGGGGUCCUUUAUCAUUACCUUUUAUAAAAUAGGCUCACUUUCAUCUGCUGAUGCAGUAUUUGAGGAUAAGGCCCUCCAGAGAGCCUUGCCACAAUAGGUGGAUGCCAAGGAAGGCCUCCUUGGACUGAGGAACACUACCCUGGUGUUUGCCUACCAGGAGUGUCUUCCAUCCUUAAGAGGCAAAAAUGGAAAUUUUACUUAUCAUUAAUUUCUAUUUGAUGAUAAGGAUGAGGACAUCUGCCUACCUCUCCUUCCUCUGUGCCCCCCCAGCAGGUUUUCAUGGCUUAGGGCUUCUGUCAGUGCCUUAUAGCUUUCAAACGUUGUUUAGAAUUUUAGUGUCUUGUCUUGCCUUGUUUGCCUUUCCUCCUCAAAUGUUUUCAGGGCUGUUUCCUCUUUCAUCUGUGUCUCUCAGCGCUCUUUCUUUGAAGUUACACCUCUGAAUGGACAGAUUCCAUUUUUCAAGUUGUGAUUUUUUGGGGUCGAGGCCUUUGCUUUGCCAGUUGAGAGGGAUGGCAGCAUGAUUCUCCUUGCCUACCAGAGACGAGCUGAAGAACUCAAGACCCUGUCUGUCACGGCCAGGAGGAAUUGUCAUCGGCACCAGGAAAGUCCUCUGUUCGUUUCAUCAGAUAGGGAUUUGCAGUAUGUAAAAAUUCCAUUUUUCAAAGUUCCCCGUUGAUCCCAUUUAAGAAAUUGUUGCUGCGUUGGCUCCUUUACAGUCUGCAGGUACGGAAGGUGAUUUUAGGCUAGGAGAGAGCAGACAUCCAGUCUGAAUUGACUACUGAUUAGUGCUGCCAUUUGUUUUUAGAUUCUGGAGGACUGGUAUGCCAAGCCUGACCGUGCCAAAUCCCUGUGUCUAUAUAAUAGGUUUCUGCCGGGAUUCAAGAGGCUGUUGGGAAGACACCAACUGCAGGGUCCGAAAACGGAGCAUAUGUAAGAAGAAGCCUGAUAAAAGAUGGUACACAUGAAGCCCUUGAAACUGGACUCCACAAUCUCUCCACUAAAACAAAGACAAUGCAUCGAUCCCUCCUUUAAAGAGUCAACUAUCCAGGUUGUGGAAUUAGGACAUUUAUGAGCUCAGGUCUUUGACAUCAACAGUCAAAAGCACUUUAUCAAACCUGGUUCCUCCAUGCUGGAAAAAAGACACUUUAUUUUGCAACUACAAAAACUUGGACCUCCAAUAAAAUAAAGUGUGGAAGAGUUCAGUCAUAGCCUGCUUCAAGUUGCAAUAAACUAAUUUGGUAAAUCUA